ACAUAUUUUAAAAUGUCCGACUAAAUGUUUAUGUCAUUUUAUUUUUAUUUCUUUAGUGGUUAUAGGCCGGAAUAUGUGGAAAACGUCAAAUAAAAUUGAUAUAAACCUGAAAGAAGACUGCUUUAACGAAUUAAUCGAGGAGUGCAGACAUGGGUCGCCCGGUGCAAAAUUAUCAUAUAACCUUCGCACACGUUUAGAAAAGUUUCCCUUGGAAAUUAGGGCAGAAAUUGUAAAUCGGGUUAAAGGCGGAUGUGCACCUCUAUUUAUUGCAUGCAAAAGGGGCCAAACGGAUGUGGUGGAGUAUUUAAUUACGGUCUGCCAGGCGAAUCUUGAACAAAAGGGGUUGUAUGAAGUUCCAGAUGAAAGAUCUGUUCACUACGCUACGCCCUUAUGGUGUGCAGCGGUUUCGGGGAAGCUGUCAGUUGUGCAGCGGCUAGUUCAUUAUGGAGCCGAUAUUAAUUCAGUUUCGGACACGGGCUCCACUCCUGUUAGAUCUGCGUGUUUUAUGACACAUUUAGAAAUUGUGCAUUACUUAGUCGAACAUGGUGCUGACAUCAAUCGUGCCAAUUACAAUGGCGGCACUUGCCUAAUAAAUUCUGUUCAAAGCGUAGUGCUGUGCAAUUUUUUACUGAAUCAUGGCGCAAACGUCAAUGCGAGAGAUAUUCAGAGUAAAACUGCUUUACACUAUGCAAUUCAGGAACAUAGAUUGGAAACAACUCAAUUAUUGAUAAAGCACGGAGCUGAUUACUUCGCCAAGUCCAGAUUUGGUGAUGACGCUUUGAGAACCGCCUGCCUAAAGGGCGCUAUACGAAUAUUCGACUAUCUCAUUAACACUAUAGACUAUGCAACUGAGGUGCUAGUAAAUGCUUACGAGUUAUUAGGAUCGACUUUUAUUCAUGAACACAAUGACAUUGUUGGUGCUUUGCACCAUUGGAGGACGGCAAUAUAUCUGCGCGAAAGUGAAUCAAAUCUACUGCCUAAAACACCAAUUAUGCACCCAAGAGCAUCAUUUCGUUAUCAAAAAGAAUUUGCAUCCUCCGAAGAGUUGGAUAAUGCAAUGACUGAUUUAGAUUCAAUUCGAAUACAAAGUUUACUUGUAACGGAGAGAAUUCUUGGACCAUAUCACAAAGAUACAGUGUUUCGUUUGAUGUUUCGUGGCGCUUCGUAUGUUGACGUGUUGCGAUUUCAACGUUGCAUCGACUUGUGGCGUAGGGCUUUGGAGAUUCGAAUAGAAAAGGAUACAAUUUUAUAUUCUGAUACGUGCUUUACCGCACAAGCGUUAGUGAAAUUGAUGGUCGACUUUAAUGAAAGAUGUAAAAAUAACGAGUUAGCCGAAUGUAAUGACGAACAAAGGUUUGAGGAUGUAAUAGCGGUCUAUGAACUGCUGGUUGAAGAUCUCGAAGAGGCGCGAGAGUUGGCCAUUGUUCAACCCUCUCACAAGCGGCAAGUGGAAGGGUUUGAUCGAAUUUUAAGAUGUAUCACACAUCUUAUUUAUUUAAUGAUACAAAUCGGUAACACUUACGAAAAGAAAGUUUUUAUACAGCGCCUAGUUGUGAAUAUUAGGCGAAUUAAUCCCAAAACGAUCACCACUGAAGAUUCUCUUUUACACUUGUGCGUCUCUAAAUUAAACACAUUACGUUCUAAUUACUUCAUGGACGAGGAAUCGAUUCCAAUUUUUCCUCAACGCGACGUAAUUGAACUGCUUCUAGAUUGUGGUUUUGAUGUCAACGCACGAAACGGAUCAAAUUCUACCCCUUUACAUAUCGCGUCCUCGUCAUAUAAUUUUAAUUCAUGGUUAAUUAAAUUGUUAUUAGACUAUGGUGCACAUAUCGAUCAACCAAAUUCCUCGGGAAAGCGACCGACUGAAUUAUUGGCUUUGAAUCCGCUAAAUGAUGUUUACGUAUUAAAUUAUAUUACGCUGAAAUGUUUGUGCGCGACCGUUAUUAAUAAAUACAAGAUAUGUUACAGGAAUCAAGUUCCGAAAUCUUUAGAGUAUUUGAUUCAGCAGCACGAGCAUUAGGAAUUUUAUUUAUUGAUUGUUUACUAUUUCUGUUUGUAUUUUAUUUUAUGUAUGUACCAUAAUGCACAAAUUUUAUGUGAUAUUUUCUGUCAAAUUGUUUGUGUCAAAUUUUUAUCUAUAAUAAUGAGAUUCUUGAAUAAACACUUCCAUUUUU
Molecule: messenger RNA, 2174 nt
Organism: Photinus pyralis (common eastern firefly)
Lineage: Eukaryota; Metazoa; Arthropoda; Insecta; Coleoptera; Lampyridae
Gene: m-cup
Product: protein fem-1 homolog C
Exons: 6
Coding region: 74-2020 (648 amino acids)
Molecular function (GO): protein binding
Source: RefSeq, a predicted model, not a curated record